Messenger RNA from Xenopus laevis (African clawed frog), 1391 nucleotides. It is a transcript of the gene serpina1.L, whose product is annotated as serpin peptidase inhibitor, clade A (alpha-1 antiproteinase, antitrypsin), member 1 L homeolog. The record is from RefSeq and is marked provisional. Lineage: Eukaryota; Metazoa; Chordata; Amphibia; Anura; Pipidae. Gene Ontology annotation, cellular component: extracellular region. Gene Ontology annotation, molecular function: serine-type endopeptidase inhibitor activity.
CUGAUCUGGGGUAGAUUUCUGGAUACAGCCAGAUUAUACAUAAGAAGAUGAAGGUCUUUUUGGCUGUUAGCCUAGCUCUGCUUUGUGCAGGGGUCUUGGCUGAUCAUCAUAAACAUGGUAAAGACAAUGGCCAUAACGGCCAUGACCACGGAGAUCAUGGCCAUGACCAUCACAAUGGUAAAGGAAAAGACCAUGAUCACAAGCACCACCACCAUUCUGAUGAACACAUGUCUUGCCACAAAAUAGCUCCAUUCAAUGCCCAAUUUGCUUUCGAAUUCUACAGGCAAGUGGCUGUAGACCAUCCAUCGGAAAACAUUUUCUUUUCUCCAGUGAGUAUUUCCACUUCACUUGCUUUGCUCUCAUUAGGUGCAAAAGGCCAAACUUUAAACCAGAUUGUAGAAGGUCUGGACUUUAACACAACCGAAAUAUCAGAGGAGGAUAUCCAUAAAGGUUUCCAGCAUCUCCUUCACAUGCUCAAUGACCCAGACAGUGAAUUGCAGCUGAAUAGUGGAAAUGCCCUCUUCAUCCGCAAUAACCUGAAGCUAAUCCAGAAAUUCUUAGAAGAUGUUAAAAAUAUCUAUGGCUCAGAAGCUUUUUCUACAGACUUCCAAAAUACAGAGGAAGCGAAAAAACAGAUUAACAGCUAUGUGGAGAAGAAAACUCAUGGCAAAAUCACUGACCUGCUCAGCAGUGUUGACGAAAGCACUGCUUUAAUUCUUAUUAACUACAUUUACUUCAGAGGAAAGUGGGAUAAGCCUUUCGAUGAAGAGUUAACACAGGAUGGAAUCUUCUACGUGGAUGAGAACACCAAUGUGACAGUGCCAAUGAUGCGCAGAACUGGCAUGUACAAUGUGGCAUUUGAUAGAAAACUGGGCUGCACUGUGGUACAGAUCCCAUACAAAGGGAAUGCAUCAGCACUCUUUAUUUUACCAGAUGAAGGGAAGCUCAAACAGGUGGAAGCAGCGCUAGAAAAGCCAACAAUAAUGUCCUGGAAAAAGCUGUUUAGAUAUCAAUCUGUACGAUUAUCUAUUCCCAAAUUCUCAAUUUCGGCAGAACUGGAUCUUAUAGAGGUGUUUAAAAAACUUGGAGUGACAGAUGUUUUUUCAGAUGAAGCUGAUCUUACUGGAAUUGUGGAAGAAGCUAAACUCAAGGUGUCUAAGGCAGUUCAUAAGGCUGUUUUGAGUAUUGAUGAGAAAGGAACAGAGGCUGCAGCAGCUACCGCUUUUGAGAUUAUGCCCAUGAUGCUCCCACCAAACAUCCAAUAUAAUAGGCCUUUCCUGUUGACUAUUUACGAUAUGGAGACAAAACACACCCUCUUUCUUGGAAGAAUUGCAAACCCUAAGAAUUAGUUUAGAGUACAUGUCAUUGUUUGUGCAAUAAAAUAACAUAUU